UAUUGUUAAUGUAAAACCACCGUGUUGUAAAACCACACCUCUGAAUAAGGCAACUAAAUAAAAUUUAUAAAUAUUUAUCUAGUUUUAACACUUUGUGGACUCGGACAGACUAAUAAAAUUUCUUUUAAUGACCCGAUAAGAUAAUCCAGAGUGAGAGACAAACGAUUUAAAUUGCGGCAUUAAAAACUAUGUUCCAGUUGCUUUGCGAUUGGCAGAGGAUUUGCAUUACGGCAGUUUAAAAUUUAAGGAAAAAACAUAAAUAACAAAUAAAUAUUUAAUAGCCUAAGUUGGGUUAAAAAAUAUUUCAUUUCGGAAAGUUUAAGUAAGAGGAAUUCUGAGUGCAUUCGAUAUCACUAGUCUAGUCUUGCCCUCAUAUAUUCCUCAUUUUAUUUAAAUAGUAUGUGCUCACCGGUGUCCUCCUUCUUUUGUUCUCCAAAUCGUGGAAUAUCGUCUCCGCUGCCUGCAAUUCAUGUUCUGUCAUGACCAAUUUAGCCUGCACAUUGCAAACGCAGUUCCAAGUAUGCGUCGAUGGCUUACCAACAGGAACACCGUUGAGUUGCCCGUCCGGAUACAUUUACUCAACAACUGCUGCAAACAUCUGUAUACCGAGAGAUAAUACGAGUGUAGUUGGCGAUUGCGUCGAAUGCCAUAUUUGUGAUGCUUCCCAAACCUUUGCCUGCACUGGUGUUCGUACUUUCGCCCUAUGUCUAGGCACAAAAGCCAUUAGUAAUAUAGUUGGCAGCUACGCGCCCUAUCUUGUGUGUAGUAUCGACUAUCCGCACAUAUGCGGCAAGGAAUCCUUAGGAAUUCCACCAACUUGUCCGAUAGCUGAUGAACUCGCUACCACAGACUAAGGAAGGUCUUAAAUAUUGCCAAUUUUAUGGUUUUUUUAUGUUCAGUUUCAUGCAUUGAAAUAAAUUAUCUAGAACGAAGUGAAAUAGUUGA
Molecule: messenger RNA, 945 nt
Organism: Bactrocera dorsalis (oriental fruit fly)
Lineage: Eukaryota; Metazoa; Arthropoda; Insecta; Diptera; Tephritidae
Exons: 2
Coding region: 480-854 (124 amino acids)
Cellular component (GO): extracellular region
Molecular function (GO): chitin binding
Source: RefSeq, a predicted model, not a curated record